UACGAAAAGUUACAUUUUAAAUUGCAGCUUUGUGUAAAUGGUUGUGGAUUUUACGGUACUCCACAAUGGAAAGGUCGAUGUUCGAAGUGUUGGCGUGCAUAUCAAAUCGCACAAAAAAAGUCCGAAGAUUUCACAAAGAAUCGUGAGUUGUUAAACUUCGAGAAAUUUGAAGAACGUCGAAAGUUGUCCACAGAGAGUCGUUCUUUGACUCUGAAAAAUAUCUUACGAAGAUCUUCAAUACCAAAUGGUUCAGAUUUUCAAGCCUUUAAUUCUUUUUUUUCAAAACGUCACUUAAGUGAAGAAAGUCGGUUGGCUCGUGAUGAGUUUUAUAACUAUCUCAACCACAAUUUACCACCCCCAAUCGCUUAUGAAAUAUUACGAAACACUCGACAUGCUGUUGCGAAAAUCGCUGAGCACUUAAGCAUGGAUGAUCUCUCAUCGUUGGUUCUCCAUUUUUAUCAAGUAAUGACGGAAAAAUUGCAAUAUAGUCGAUAUUUCAAAGAGAUUGUGGAAAAGAUCGAACAUUAUAUUUGUGUUCGUUGCUAUGUUAUUCUCUUUUGUGCUGUUGCUGAUGAAGAAGUGGCCGAUCUUUCUCUGCAAGAUCGUAUUCGAUCUCUCAAUUGGGUUACAUCUGGUUUUCUUGAAACCAACCUUGAUUUUAGUCAACAAUCUGUGCAAGAAAAAUUGGAUGAAGCAAUAACGGAGAUGAUUGAUAUAAACAGCCAUCGCGGUGCAGGUGAAAAAUUGAAUUGCUUAGUGCGAUGUUCAAAGCUAAUAUUUGAAGCAUUAAAGGAGAGCCGGUCAGCUAGUGCUGAUGAAUAUCUUCCUGUUCUUAUAUAUGUUCUACUUAAAGGAAAUCCUCCACUGAUUCAGUCGAAUGUAAAGUUUAUUAGUCGCUUUGCUUUACCUUCACGGAUUAUGAGCGGUGAAUCAGGAUAUUAUUUUACAAAUCUCAGUUGUGCCCUACAAUUUAUUCAAAAUAUGAAUGCUGAUAGUUUGAAAAUGCCUCAAAAAGAAUUCGAAGCUUAUACGUGCGGUCAGCAAGUGCCCCCGUUAAGUUCUUUAAAUAUGGGUUGCAACCAGUUAUCAUUUUUAGUAGGUAAUUUAUGGUGUAAUUCUUAUAGAGAGAGUGACAAAUUUUUACGAGAAAUUCACGAUUGUUGUGAUGAAUAUCCUUCGGCUGAGCUUCAGUCACUUUCUAAACAAAUAGCAGCUGAGGAAUCACAGAUGUCAACUUCUUGCUCUUUAAUUUCUUUAUCAGUAAACAGUUCACGGACGACAUCCCGAGAUCAGGAUCUUGAAGAAGGAUGUUCAAACUCACUGGAUGACGAUUUAAGUAUGUCAUGCCAAUUAUAUUUAUUAAAAUCGAAUUCGAAAUAA
This is a messenger RNA of Dracunculus medinensis (Guinea worm), 1380 nucleotides long. The record is from the annotation of a GenBank genome assembly. Lineage: Eukaryota; Metazoa; Nematoda; Chromadorea; Rhabditida; Dracunculidae.